Molecule: messenger RNA, 6476 nt
Organism: Myiozetetes cayanensis
Lineage: Eukaryota; Metazoa; Chordata; Aves; Passeriformes; Tyrannidae
Gene: CCDC92B
Product: coiled-coil domain containing 92B
Exons: 4
Coding region: 64-960 (298 amino acids)
Source: RefSeq, a predicted model, not a curated record
CCGCCGCAGGCAGCGCGGGCAGCGCGGGAGCCGGCGCGGCCCCGGCCCCGGCCCCGCCGCCCCAUGACGCCCAGCGGGCGCCCCGCGGGGCCCCACCGCUCCCCCCAGGCCUGGACCGUGAAUUUGGUUACGAUGGAGACGGUGUCCCUGGAGCACCAGAUCCAGAGCGUGCAGCGGCACAUCGCUUUCCUGAAGAAGGAGCAGAUGGAGCUGCUUCAUGACCUGCACCUGGAGAUCCUCCGCUUGCAGAAGCACUGCUCAGAGCUCACCCAUGACCUGGAAAUGAAAGAGCUGGAGGCCCGCCAGCAAGAUGUCCUGGACCGGGAGCUAGAGGAGAAGUGCCGGGCAAUGGAGGCCCAGCUGCAGGAGAAGGAGAAGGACAACCUGGAGCUGCGCAAGGAGCUGCAGCACAAGGAGACGCUGGUGGCUGCGCUGCGGUCCAGCCUCCGCAGCAAGGAGCGCCGGUUCCUGGAGGAGCUGAAGCGUCGGAGCCACCGCAUCACCAUCCUCGACACCGAGCUGCAGAAGCAGACGGAGGCGGCCGCCUACCUCUCCCUGCAGCUGCACGCCACGGCCCAGCGCCUGCCGGGCCCCCGGGUGGGCGGGCGGCCGCCCCCAGAGCAGCCCCCGGCCGAGGGCAGGCCCCGGCGUCGCGGCCACAGGGCCCCUGCCCGGCACCCGCCCGGGGACAGUGGCCGCCCCAGGGACCUCGUGCAGGAGGAGCACGACGCCAUGCCCGACCCAGCCCUCUUCCUCUACACGUCGCGGCCACGCGGCCCGCAGCGCCUGUCGCCAGAGCCCCCAGCCCAGCCCCGCGGCUCCACCGGCGCCACUGCCCGGGGGCAGAGGCCGCCACGGCAGCCCCCGCAGGACCCGGCGGCCAGGGCCAGGUCGACCAUGGGCGAACCUGGAAAGAGGCAGGGGGCCGGUGCCCACGGUGCCCACCGGGCCCAGGAAUAGGCAACGAGGGGACAGCAUGGCCCGACCGGCCGGGAAGGCCUGAGCCUGGCAGCACUGGGGCGGGCGACCAAGGUUCUUUUUCCCCAUCCCCUGGUGGGGGUGAGGGGGCAGCAGAAAGCGGAUGCCCUGCAUGCACCUCCCACCCACAGGCAACCGGGGGGACUCCUCUGCCCGAAGGGUCUGAGCCGAGGGUGUCACUGGCGGGACAGGGGAGCACCCAUAACCUGGGCUGUGGAGGGGACAUGGUCCAGUGCCUGUCCAGAGCUUCCAAGGGAAGAAGGAGAGAGAGAAAGAAAGAAAGAGAGAAAGAAAAGAAAGAAGGAAAAAAAAGCAAGAAAGCAUUUCUGCAAUGAGGAGAUCUUCCUGCUGCUGCUGCCCUCAGAGUGGACACCAGAUGUGUUUUCCCCAGCCAGGGGUGCCGGGAGAUGUGUGUGCAGCAGCAACAGGCUGUGCAGCGUGUGGCUUGGCACAGUGGGAUGAGCUCAGCCAGGCCUCCAACCCUGGGCAUCACCAACACUGGGCUGGCCUGGAGAGGGCCCAGGACAUCAUCAGGAAGGUUCUCUGGGAUGUAGGCAGCUGAACAACAGUCCAUCCUGUGGGUGACAGAAGGAUCCCCUUCCAGGUCCCCUCCUGCACUCUCCUGUGCAGUGGUUUGGCUGUCUCUGAACUCUGUCUCCACAUGAAUUUCCCCCACAUUACAUUCACACACAGGACUCAGACAAGGUGGCUGGACAAGGGCUGGGAGCACCAGUCCCGCCAGUCCUCCCAUGGCUCCUUGCCCGCCACAGCCAGGCUCCACGUGCUGCUGGAGCAAGGCUGUGCCCUGUGCACCUCCGCACAGGGCUCUCGGCACCAGCAUUUCGGUUCUUAGGCACAUCUAACAGCCAGGUCUGGGUUUACCGCCGAGGGCUGAGCAGCCCCCCUGUCCUCCCUCAACACCUCCUGUCCAUCCCAGCACUGCAGUCAUAGGCAGCUGCCUUCACCCUGCUGGGGCAGCCUUGCCCGAUCUCCAGCCAAACCGUCAGCUUUACAAUCCAUUCCCUGGGUGUUGUGAAACACCCUUAGGAGGGGAGGGCUGCAGCGGUCAGGCAGGGCAAAGAUCUCGCUGCUCGGGCGCCCACAGGACCUGUGCUGCUCAGGGCAAUCCAAGGGGCAGGUUUUGCCCCAGCACAUGGGCUGCCAGCCCUGGCUGGCCCAGCUGUGCUGGGGCAGCAGUGCCCAGUGCCCUGCCUGGCUGGUGGGCAGCAGCCUCCCAUAGGACCCUCACUGCCUCCAUGGCUGGCACAGGCAGGAGGGAGCUGCAGGGGGUGAUCAGACCCCAUUUCCUUCCAGUUUGGUUUGAAACCUCUUCAAAGACGUCACCAUCAUAGACUAGUGAGGCUUGGCCUGCCCCCGCUCAGCCACAGUGUGCCCGUACAGUCAGAGCUGUCUAUUUUUGUAGUUCAAUAUUUAUAUACUCUAUUAAAAUGCUUUUAUGAGAUUUGCAGCAGCAGUCCCCAGGCCAGCUCUUUGGUAAAAACGAACCCCGAAGCAUGUGAGCUGCACUAGCAGGGCAGAAAUUAGCAGCUUUUGUACGUUUUCUUUGGCUGUAAUGUGAAUAGUCAGGCUUUGGAGGGCAAGACCCCUCUUGUUCCCCCAGGACACCUCUGAGGGCUUGGACCCUGCACUCUCCAGCUGCUCCCAUGGUCCCUAACACACCCCUGGGUUUGGGAAGAAGCGCAGCAAAGCCACGCUGGACAGGACCCCCCUGGCAGGACCCAGGCAGCAGCUGCCCUGGCUGAAGGCCGGCCAAGGUGUGCAGCUCCUGGGGCACAAAAGCUCUAGCAGGAAAUUUUUGAAGUCCCUGACAUGUCUGGAACUGCUGCCUUGGGAGCACAGAGCCCCCACUAGCCCCCACCUGCCUCCCAGAUUGUCACCCCUGCAGGAGGCUGCACAGAACAUGUCCAGGGCACUCACAGGCCCUGGCAGAGCACUGUGUGCCCAGGCUGCCUGGGCACCUCAUUCCUGUGAGUUGCCCUUGGCCUCUGGAAAUUGCUGUUUCUCUCAGGUUCUGAGAGGUUCUACUGAGGAUUUGUCUCUCUGUUAAGGUGAGAGAGGCCAGUGAGUGUCCCUGUGUGCUCAGCUGUUCCUGCAGCUGUGGUGCACAAAGCUGCUUCUCCCGUCCUUCCUAGACAAUCCCGAUAGACACAAUAUGAUGCAUUUUUAUUACCAACUCCUUGAUGAGAUCAUGGAGCUCAUGACUGACCUGAGCAUUGAAAAGGGGAGGGAGAGGUAUGAUCCUUCUUCUAUGUAAAUACCUUCCUAACAAUCAUCAUCCAUAGUGCCUAGUAUGUAAAUGAAGCAACCCUAUCUGAGCUGCAGGAUCCUUUCCUCUCCACCACUAAUUAGCAGCUUGCUCAAGGAGUUGAUCUCAUUCCGUCCCCUGAUGCCUCUUCCUCCUCCCAGUGCUCCCGGUGCGGGUGGGCAGCUGGGCAGGUCCGGAGCCCCAGAGCCCAUGGGCAGGCAGGCAGAGCCACCUGCAGCAAGGGGAGUGUUUCCCAAGGGGAUGAAGAGGGAGCACCCCAGUUCCCCCUUCAUGCCAAUGUAAUGUGCUUGGAAAUGAGUUGUCAGGGUGAGCCCUGUGCUUUUCCCUGAGUACAUUUGCCUCAGAGCAGGAAGGAUGAGCUCCUGCGUGCUGUGCCUGCUUCAGUCACUGCUGCUUUUCUGGGGGAGAGGGUAGCUCUAGAGAUACUAUAUAUACACUUAUAUAUAUAUAUAUAAAUACACAUACAGGCACUUGUUUUGAAGGGAAUACACUGUAUGAUUGUAAUAGAAAUGAUGUUGAGAUAAAUUAUUUUAAUCUUUGUAUUUAUAUAAAAUGAUCAAAGAGAUCAAAAUUAUGAAAAAAAAAAUCAAAAAGACAGCAUUCCUAUUUUUUACUGAGAAAGCUGCUGGAGAUACUCCAAGCCCAGGAGCUGCUGGAGCACAGGCAGGGCCUGCCCUCCCCUCCUUGGGCUGGGGACUCUAACAGACCCGCCCCCCACUCACACUGUAAGUGAGCCCUUAGCCUGCAAGGGCUAAGCCUGCAAUGCACCUACAGCGAUCUGUAGGUGCAUUUAGUCUGUGCUCUGGACUCCUUGGGAAUCCAAAGGGUGCACGGAGCUCUGACCUGUGCCACACACCUGAGAGCACAGACCAAGGAGUGCAAUCACCAACACCUACGUGCUCUGUAUGGAACGGGCAGUGUUUGAUGUUGAUUUGUAAAGCUUAAUGAUUAGACUGGAAAUGGAAGCAUAGCAAUAACACUCGGUUGUUAAACAACGUCUUGUGUGUAAACCAUUACGUGCUGAGAGCUGUCUACAGACUAACAGCCGGGCUCCUCUCCUCUGCUCCCCCUUUUAUUCUGCAGCUCUGCCGAGGCUCAUGGAUUUGAUGUGUUGGGUUUGCUAAUCUCUCUUUUCAUCAUUGUAGUUAUUAUUAUUAUUAUUAUUCCUAAUGCUGUCUAAGAAAGUGAUGUUGCAAAUGCACCUUGCAGCAGGUGUGGGGUGAGUGGUGGAUGGGUGAGAUGUGCCUGCUGCACUUGCUGCAGCAGAGCCAGUUCUGGUGAGGGGUGCACACUCCCCUGGACUUAUUUUAACCCUGUACAGAUCAGCCAGGGAGUUCUCCCUCUUGACCCCAUUAACUAAAAAGCCAUAUUUUCUGAAUGUGUUUGCUGGGACUAAUCUAAGUGCUUCCGGCUGCAUCCUUCCUAUCUCUGCUAGCCUCCUAACCCUCCCACUGCUGCAUCUGCAUGGCUCUGUGCAGACACUCUGCACUGGGCCCCACUGCCUGGGGAAGGUUUGCCCAAGGCAGAGCCCAAGGCUUUCUGGGAACUGCCUUAUGGCAUGUGAAGCCAGGUUCAGGGCCCAGCUGAGGGGUGCUCUGGAGGGGCUGAGGGGUGGUCUCUCCGGGUGCCCAGGAAAGCUGGUAGCGACACAGCAAGAAGCAGCUCGAGCUGGUGGUGUGCAGGGAGUGCUCUGCUCUGCACAGUGCAUCUCUAUGCACAAGUGCCCUAAAACAAGCUCCCAGAAAGCAGAGGAGUGGCAGCACUGCAGUGCUGGCCAUGCCUUCCCGGGUUCUCCCCAGGCUCUCCCCACCGGGAAGGUAAAUCAGCAGCUUGAUGAGGGACUUUCAUUUUUGGGGCUUAGGUGAACCUUUCUGAGUCCUUGUGUGCAGCCUUGUGAACUUGCUCCUGCUGCCCAAAUGAAGCCACACCACCUGCCUUUUUCCUAGAACACCAGCCCUCAUGUCCCAGCAGCCCCAUGGAGCCAGUCUCACUGCACUGGCGCUACAGCUGCCUCGGUGCACGCCUGUUCUUGUCACUCUCUUGCUCUGUCGCUGCCUGGCUGCCAAGUCCUACAGGGAAUGCAACAGGAGGGGAGAGAACUCCCUUAUGCCCGUGGGUUGCCUCAUGCUGUGGAUAAGAUCAGCAGUGCCAGUGUGCCAGGCUGGGUGAGCAGGAGGAGCCUGGGAUCGAUGAGCACAGUGGCUGUGGAGGAGCUGCCAGACACUGCGGCCUGUAAAAGCACAAAGAUCGCUCCGUGUCCUCUCGCUGUCAGAGGUGCCCUUUGCCCCCCAGGGUCUUGUUUCUGCCUCUGUCCCCUCUCCUCCUGCCCUGCAGAGAUGCUGCUGCCCCAGCCACAUGAACGGAUGGUGCCUCUGGACAGAAGGACCUGGAGGGGGACAUCCAGUACUGCCACCAUAUCCGAUCCCUUCAUCUCACCCUCUCUCCCCUUGCCCCUUUGGGCAGGAACAGGGGCACGAAGCUGCCAGUGUGCAAGACAUGCACCCAACCCACACCCAAGUGGCGCCUGGUCCUCCCUGGACAGGGUGUGGUGAUGCCUCCCAGCUCUUCCCGAUAGAUUUCCCCGAUCUUGCGACUUCCAAAAAAAGCUCCCCUUUCUCACCAUUGCAAUUAUUGCAGGACUUAAACUACUGGGCCAUGGGAAUCCCCCAAAUCUUUGCAUGGCUGAAGCAUCAGACUCUCUCUGCAGCCCUGUGGGGACAAGCACUGUCUGUACAUUUCUAAGUCACUGUCACCCCAGUCUGUGCAGAGGGUCUAACCCUCAGUGUGGUGACAUCACCCCUUCCUGGCUGGAGCUGUGCCGGGACCCUGGGGAGGGCUCUGACAGAGGGAGGAGGAGGGCAGCACCCGUGGUACCUGCUCCCCUGGUCCCAGAGCAGCUGCAGUUUUGUUGGAGCAAAAAUAUUGUCCUUGGCUGAGUUUGCAAAGCUCAGUGAGAACAAUAAACGCCUGUGCCUCAUGCUGGGGAGCGCCGUGGAGGGACAGAUGCCAAAGGUUUGACACUGCUCUGCUUUAUUUGAAUGUUCAUCUCGCUACAUGUCACCCUUAUUUGCCAGGAUGAUGUUCACAUUGACUUUGCUUUUUAACCAAGUGCUUUUCAAAAUGCGUUAACACCCAGAGACUAGAGUAUGGAGCUGUAAUUUAGGAAUUGUUGUAAUAUGCCUUUUUCUUAAUAAAGAGAUUGAAAUCUGCA